AUAUAAGAUAUUAAUAUUAUUAAGAAAAAUGAAAAAAAAAAUCUUUUAACGUAAGAAAGUAUGACACAUCGUCGUCGUCGACUAGUAGCCAGCUGGACACCCACCUCGUACCAAAACGUCCCAUGCGAAGACACGUCAGAUUCCCAUUUUACCCUCCGAUCCUUCUUUUAUUUUCUACUCCUUAUCUUGUAUUUGGCGCCAAAGCAUUUCUUUCAGUUUGGUUUGAUUCUUUAUCAGUUUAUCUCUAGUUCCCGCACCAUGGAUCCCUUCGCGCUGAAACCCAACAUCCUGAAGAACAUCCUCGUACGCAUUCUUUCCUUCGGCGUCCUCAUCUUCGCUGUCCGUUUCGCUUACUUCGUCGCCAUCAGGGGUCAAUCGUGCGUGGCCGGCGACGACUUCUGCCUCUUCAACGUCCGCCGCGUUUCCUCCGUUCCCGUAAAAUCUCAAAAGGGUAUUGAUUAUUACUCCUCCGUUUUUCAAGAUUUGAUCGCCGAGGGAUUUCUUUCUCCCACUUCGAAGUCACUCUGCAUCGUCGAGACGCAGACAGGGGAGGAAGUCCACGCCUUGAAAAGAAUCGGCGUCUCUGAAUCCAUCGGGAUUUCCAAAAAAGCAUCGCCACCGUUGAUUUUACGUGGCCAAGCGUGGAAUCAGCCGUUCAAAGGGAACACCUUUGACUUCGAGUUUUCGAGCGGUUUGGAACGGUUGGGUUCCCCUGUGGAGUUGGGUUCGGAGAUUUGUCGGACGCUGAAACCUGGCGGGUUCUUGGUGGUUCACAAGACGGCCAAAGACGCUUACAGUUUGCAAUCAUUUCUUGAUCUGUUUAAUUGCUUGAGAUUGAUCAGGUCUCGUGAAACCGACGACCCUGAUUCUUCCACUACAAUCCAGGAGAUCGUGAUGAAGAAAGAGAGCAAAGAAAGGCAACAUUCACCUCUCGAUGGCGAUUCAGGCGGAAAAUGUUCUGUUCGAGAGUUGAGACGGGAAAUAAUCCGAAAUGCGGAGCCUUUGAUCAAACAAGAACCGUUAAAACCAUGGAUCACAUUGAAAAGAAACAUCAGAAACAUCAAAUACUUGACUUCAAUGGUGGACAUUAGCUUUAAACGGAAGUAUGUGUACGUAGAUGUGGGAGCCAGAAGCUAUGGAUCAAGUAUCGGGAGCUGGUUCAAAAAACAAUAUCCGAAACAGAACAAAACCUUUGAAAUUUACGCUAUUGAGGCAGACAAGGCAUUCCAUGAGGAGUACAAGAUGAAGGAAAGUGUUAAGCUAUUGCCUUAUGCGGCAUGGAUUAGGAAUGAGACAUUGUUUUUUGAGAUAACCAGGGAUCCCAGAAAGAAAAAUGCAGUGGAGAAAGGUAGAGGAAUGGGGAGGAUACACCCGGUUCAGUCAUCAAUUAGUUACGUGGAGGACGUGGACAAGGUUCAAGGGUUUGAUUUAGCAGAGUGGUUGAAAAAUGUGGUGUCUGAGAGAGAUUUUGUGGUGAUGAAAAUGGAUGUGGAGGGCACUGAGUUUCAUUUGAUGCCGAGGUUGAUUGAGACAGGAGCCAUUUGUUUGAUUGAUGAGGUCUUUUUGGAGUGUCACUACAAUAGAUGGCAGAGAUGUUGUCCUGGCCAGAGGAGUCCAAAGUAUCAGAACACAUAUGAUCAAUGCGUGGACUUGUUUGAUUCUCUUAGAGCUAGAGGAGUUCUAGUGCACCAGUGGUGGUGACCAGUAAUCAUUGAUUUUGUAUAAGUUGUUUUUUUUUCCUUAUAUAUUCCAUCUCUGAAGGAGCAAUCCACCGAUAUUUGGUUUU
Messenger RNA from Theobroma cacao (cacao), 1786 nucleotides. RefSeq lists its product as uncharacterized. Lineage: Eukaryota; Viridiplantae; Streptophyta; Magnoliopsida; Malvales; Malvaceae. The record is from RefSeq and is a predicted model, not a curated record.